CAUUCAUACAUCGAAAAAAAAACUACCUUGGCUUCCUGCUGAAUGAGCCAGCCACCUCGUGCAUGCCUUUCAGAAUCCGACUUGGCAUCUGUGUCUUGGGCAUGUUCACUCUCUUUCGCUCUUCCUUGUGAUUGCCGGGGGGCGCGUUCUGCGCGAGGUUCUCGGUCCUUUGACUCUUCUCUAACGCAACUCGAACGGUUGGCAGGCAUUUUGUAGGAAUGUCAAGUCCCCUACUGCAUUCCCUGCUGCUUUUAAUGUUGUGUAUAUGCUCAAGUGGUGCUAUGGCAUCCCGUCGAGCUCAUUUCAUAUGAUCUAGACUUUGGCCUGCGAUCGUGGCCCAGCUUGCUGUCUGACGCUAUAAAUGCUCACUUGACCACCUCAUCGACCUCAUCAGCUUCCUCGAGCUCCCUCAAGCCUCUUAAACGCAUCUCGCUGAGCAUACGUCGAAUCGCUCUCCCCCAUAACCAUGCUCGCCCACCUCUCCCUCAUCGCUCUCUCUGCCCUUACCCUCCCCACCCUCGCCCAAACCCCUGUCUCAGUCGGUUACGACACCACAUUCGACAACGGCUCCGCCUCCCUCUCCACCGUCGCCUGCUCCACGGGCACAUACGGCCUCGAGACCGCUGGCUACACCACUUUCGGCUCGCUCCCCUCCUUCCCCAACAUAAGCGCCGCGCCCGCCGUGACGGGCUACGACUCGCCCGCGUGCGGCUCGUGCUGGCAGCUCUCGUACGCGGUGCCCGCGCGCAAUGCGACGCUGUCCGUGUACGUCACGGCCGUCGACGUCGGCCGCGAUGGGUUCGUUGCGUCCCAGGCGGCACUGGAUGCACUUACGGGCGGGCUGGCGCAGGAGCUGGGAAGGGUCACGGCUAAUGCGACGCAGGCGCUCACUGUGCCGUACAAGGGCAAGUGCAGCGCAGAGGAGAUUCCCGCGCACUUCGCUGGGUGGGACGCGCAGGACAGCGCGCGCGAGGAGAUCCUCGGCGCAUGA
This is a messenger RNA of Coniophora puteana RWD-64-598 SS2, 991 nucleotides long. Its product is annotated as Cerato-platanin-domain-containing protein. Lineage: Eukaryota; Fungi; Basidiomycota; Agaricomycetes; Boletales; Coniophoraceae. The record is from RefSeq and is a predicted model, not a curated record. The coding region runs from base 467 to 991 and encodes 174 amino acids. The transcript is spliced from 2 exons.